AAAAAAGCAAAGCGUAAAGCUAGAGAACGUCAACUUGAAAUUGCACGAAGAAUGGCAAUGAUGCAAAAACGUCGAGAACUUCGAGCAGCUGGUUUAGGGACAUUUUUGGGAUUAGCACCAAAAACAAAACCAUGCAUGGAUUAUAAUUCAGAAAUUCCAUUUGAGAAACAACCUCCUAAAGGAUUUUAUGAUACUAGUAGAGAAAAACCAGAAAUUAAACCUAUGGAUUUUCAACGUUUAAGACUUUCAGAUAUUGAAAAAGAAAGUUUUAUGGAAAGAGAAAAGCGUGAACGUAAAAAAGACGCAGAACGCCAAGCUAAACGUAUGCAAUCUGAUUUACCUGGAGUUAUUUUACAACGUGGUAAUUCUUUGGAUGAACCAAUGUUAAAACGAUCGAAGCUUGUACUUCCUGCUCCUCAAGUAUCUGAUUUAGAAUUGGAAAAUUUAAUUAAAGUUGGUCAAGCUGGUGAAAAUGCUGUAAGAAUGGCUAUUGAAGAUGCUGAUGGUGAAUUGGGUUCUGCAACACAUCCUUUGUUACCUGAAUAUCCUACUGGUGGUUUUGCGACUCCAGCAUUAAAUUUACAACGAACUCCAAUGGCUAUGAUAGAUUCUGUGACUAGAGAAGCACAAAAUAUCUUAGCUUUACAACAAGUACAAACUCCACUUAAAGGCGGUGAAAAUACUCCUUUAGUUGGUGAAUCUGAUUUCUCUGGUACAACGCCUCGUUUACCAAAUACUCUAGCAACUCCAAAUGUUUUACUUCCAAGUCAGAUUAUUGGUACAACUCCAUUUCGUACACCGAACAGCAGCAUAGAAAAUGGCACUCCAAAUCUUCUUAUGGGCGGUGAUAGUACACCUGGUCCGUUAAGAAAAGCCGGUGAACAAUAUCCCGGCACUGUGGCUGUAUCAAAUACCCCAUUAAGAAAUCGUUUAAAUAUUAAUCCAAUUCAUGAGAACAAUUUAGAAGAUGGCAUCAAUCAUCAUCAUUCUGAAGCAGUAGGAGGUGGAGCAGCAUAUUACGAUCAGAAUGGUGUAAAAACUAAUCUACGCAAGAGUUUGGCGAAUCUACCAACACCGAAGAAUAAUUUUGAAAUAUUCUUACCCGAUGAAACGAACACCACUGGCACUGAUGAUACUGAUGACAUUGAUAGUAGUAAUGUAGAUAUGGACCAAUUGGAUGAAGAACGUGGCACUGCUGCCAGAAUUCCUGACCAGUCAGAUUUAGAUAGACAAUCGGAAAGAGAACGUGCUAAAUUGGCCGAAUUGGAAUGGUCUAAACGUAGUCAAGUGGUUAGACGAUCUUUGCCAAGACCAUCUGCUGUAAAUCAUACUAUUUUGCGUAACGCUCCAGGUAGUGGUGUCAAUCAACCACCAUCUCAACAACAAGAAGCAAGUAUGACUGAUUUACAAAAGGCUGAAGAAUUAAUUAAACAAGAAAUGGUCACUAUGAUGCAUUAUGAUAAUUUAAAUAAUCCACCACCAAAUCAAUUAUUGGAUGCGACAAAACAAACAACUGGUGGUGGUAGUGGUGGUACUAUUGCUCCAGCUAGUCAACAACGACGUUAUUUACAACAAUUGAAAGCAACACAUGAAAAUUUUUUAAAAGAUUACCCGUAUGAACAAUUUGUACUGGAUGAUUUGAAAUUGGCAGAGAAUUUACUUGAAGAAGAAAUGCAUAUAGUACGUAAUGGUAUGGGACAUGGUGAAUUAUCCAUUGAAGCAUAUGCUAAAGUUUGGCAUGAAUGUUUAAGUCAAGUUUUAUAUUUACCAGCACAUCGACGUUAUACACGUGCGAAUUUAGUAACAAAACGUGAUCGAAUUGAAUCACAUGAGAAACGCCUGGAUCAACUACGUCAUCUAAUGGCUGAAGAAGCUAAACGAGCUGCAAAACUAGAAAAAAAACUUAGAAUUUUAUUAGGUGGAUAUCAGUCACGUGCACAAACUUUAAUGAAAGCCAUUGAAGAGAGUGUCGAUCAAAUUGAACAAAGUCAAAUGGAAUUGACCACUUAUGAACGAUUGCAUGAUCAAGAAUUAUGCGCUAUUGCUAGACGUUCUGAUAUUUUAGAAGCUGAUGUUGAACGUCAACAAAAACGUAAUGCUGAUCUACAACGUGAAUAUGGCCGAUUAAUUCGUAUUCGUGAAGAACGUGAAGCUGAUGCUUUCCUAGCUAGUAAUAUCGACUUAAUAAGUAAUGGUGGUGGUGGAGGAGGUGAUGAUGGUGGCGGCAGCAAGUCUGAUGGAGGAGAUACGUUGACAUCCGGCAAUGUUGUCGGUGGUAAUGGUAGUGAGGUUAUCACUUCUCCUGACAUAAACAAUCAAACGAAUCAUACUGAAUCCUUGAAAACACAACAAGUCUAUGGCAAUAAAAAUAUCCACUCGGGUAAAUGGAUUGCUGUAACACAAACAGAACCUAUGGAAGAUCCAGAUCAGCCAAUGCUAUUGUCGUCCAAUGGAGAGAUUAUUACAAAAUCUCAUCCUGAUUCAAAUCAUUUAGUAAAUGAGAUUGAUCAUGAUAAUACUAAUGAUCAUGCAUAUUCUACCGCCGACGACGGUACUAUGGCUGUGUCCCUUGCAAACAACAACACCACCAACGAUAAACUACGGUCUACUACUACUAAUGAUGAUGAUGACGAGACAGAAUCGCUGGAUAGAAUGGAAUCAACGCUUAUGAAACAACAGACUAUCAGUUCACAUUAAUGUUUAUUCUCUUUCAUUUUCAUUUUUCUUCUCCUUGUGUGUAUACAACAGUUGUGUUUUAGUUUUUUUUUACCGCUCUCCUCGUCCUCCUACUCCUCUCUCACUCUCUCAGUGGCCCGCUUUACUCUGCAUUGUUGAUUAUUUGGUUGCUUUGAUCAUCAUUAUGAUUAUUCCUUGUGUGUGUGUGUUGGCGAAGACUACAAGAAUUUUCUAUGCAUUCUACAAGAAUGAAUUGUUAGUGGACAAGUUGUUUACUCGUUUGCUUUAUAUAUAUAUCUGUUUUCUAGAACAGUCGAACUCUUGUCAUUUUAAAAGAUAGUUCACAUAUUUUUUGUUAAACACUUUCCUAUGUCUCUCUUGUCCUAUCUAUUUAUUGACUGACACAAUAGUGAUUGUAAAAUAAAACUGAACUAAUUG
This is a messenger RNA of Schistosoma turkestanicum, 3114 nucleotides long. The record is from the annotation of a GenBank genome assembly. NCBI's taxonomy places the organism in Eukaryota, Metazoa, Platyhelminthes, Trematoda, Strigeidida, Schistosomatidae.